CCCACUCAAUUUGUCACAUUUUUUUAUUAAUUAAUAUUGUUUUUUGGUAAAGUUUUUAUUAAUUAAUUAAUUAAAGAAAAAACACUUUAGUAGCGACUCUAUCAAAAAUAAAAUUUCAUAAACCCUAAUCCCAAAAAUCCCUAAUCAAUUGAAUCUCGACGCCAUGAACGUCGAUCACGAUCAACCACCUCACACCACCGCCACCGCCGCCGCAAAGGCACAACAAGCCUUACAAACCCUAACAGCAGGCCCACUCACCUCCUCAGUAGCGAAACUCGCCGCAUCUUCACGUUGCAUACCUGCCGAAAGAGACUACUUUUUCUACCGCAACUUCAACGAAUUCAAGGUUCCAGUCGAUGAGAUUUCGCGUGAAUCGCAGUCGAUGUUGGAAGCAAUUGGUGUUGCAGCGAAUGCAGCGUUUCCGGAUGAUAUAGAUGAUGGUUACGACUGGCUUGUGAAUGUAAACGACGACGUUUUGGAGCGGUUUGAUGUGUCGGCAGACGAGUUUCGGAAGGUUCGAGAAGAGGAGGAGAAGAGUGGACGUGUAAAUGUGAAUGAGGGUAUGAUGGUUGAAGAUGGAUUUGAGUUGGUUUGUGGUAAGAAAAAGAAAGGUGGUAGAGGGAAGGUUGUGGUGGAGGAUUCGGAGAUUCCGGUGGUGGAUGGUGUUAAGGUGGCUAUGAAGGAUAAGAAAACGUUGGGGCCGAAGGCGAAGAUUCCGUUUCAUAUACCAACGAUUCGGAGGCCACAGGAUGAGUAUAGUAUAAUUGUUAAUAAUUCAAAUUUGCCCUUUGAGCAUGUUUGGUUGCAGAGGAGUGAUGAUGGACAGAAGUUUGUUCAUCCAUUGGAAAAGCUCUCUGUUUUGGAUUUUGUUGAUAAAGAUUCCGAGAAUGUUGUGCCCCAAAAGCCUCCCUCGUUAGAAAGCACCCCUUUCAAGCUUGUAGAAGAAGUCAAAGAUUUGAAGGAGAUGGCUGCUAAGCUGCGUUCUGUUAAUGAAUUUGCGGUUGAUUUGGAACAUAAUCAAUAUCGGUCAUUCCAAGGUUUGACUUGCCUGAUGCAAAUCUCAACAAGGACUGAAGAUUUCGUUGUCGACACUUUGAAACUUCGCAUUCAUAUUGGGCCCCAUCUUAGGGAACUCUUCAAGGACCCUUCCAAGAGAAAGGUUAUGCAUGGUGCGGAUAAAGAUAUUGUGUGGCUUCAACGAGACUUUGGCAUUUAUGUUUGUAAUUUGUUUGACACUGGCCAGGCUUCAAAGGUGUUACAAUUGGAGCGAAAUAGUUUAGAGUUUCUUCUGCACCAUUUUUGCGAGGUUUCAGCAAACAAAGAAUACCAAAAUGCUGAUUGGCGACUGCGCCCAAUUCCUGAUGAGAUGUUAAGAUAUGCCAGAGAAGAUACACACUAUCUGCUGUAUAUAUAUGAUUCAAUGAGGAUUAAUUUAUCUGCCUUGCCAAAGGCGUCUGAAAGUUCUGAUGCUCCUCUGGUCGAGGUCUACAAGCGCAGUUAUGAUGUUUGCAUGCAGUUAUAUGAAAAAGAACUUCUGACAGAAAACUCCUACCUUCAUAUAUAUGGGCUGCAAGGUGCUGGUUUUAAUGCUCAACAGCUUGCCAUCGUUUCAGGCCUGUGUGAAUGGCGGGACAUUGUUGCUCGUUCAGAGGAUGAGAGUACUGGAUAUGUAUUGCCAAAUAAAUCUGUUCUUGAAAUUGCUAAGCAUAUGCCUGUUACUACAAACAAGCUACGGCGAUUGGUGAAGUCAAAGCACCCAUAUCUUGAACACAAUCUUGAUUCUGUUGUUAACGUCAUCAGGCAUUCAAUUCAGAAUGCUGCUGCUUUUGAAGUAGUUGCUCAACAAUUGAAAGAAGGACAAGCCAGCACUGCAUCGGACGCAGUACCUGUUACCGAUCAAACUGAAGAACCUGUACUCCAAACACAGAACCCAAAGGAAUCUUUUCAGCAUCAAGAUACCGAAAUAAAAAUAAAGUUGAAGCCCAAUAAUGUCACAUCUGAGAUCCCCAGGGAAAGUCUCACUAUUUCAGAGCAGACAAGGGAUGCAAAUGUUGGUGCACUCUCUACACUGAAGGGAAAUGGAGCGACUGUUCAGGUUCUUAAAAAGCCUGGUGGUGCUUUUGGGGCACUUCUAGGGAACACUUCAAAGAGGAAGCUUGGUCUUGAUAAAAAGGGAAAAGAAGAGAUCAAGCUAGAGAAAAUUAGAUCUUCAGUCACUCUUCCUUUCCAUUCAUUUUCGGGUAGCAGUGACAAGGCAAAAACUGUAGUAGCAACUCCUAGUGUAGCAUCAGAACAACAGAAACCUGUUUCUGAUCUUUCCACCUCCCCUCUAGAUGAGAUUAUAAUGCUGGAGACCGAUACAGGUGCAGAGGAGGAUAGGGAGAAAAAUUCUAGUGCCUCCACUUCAGAUGAGGAUGAGCCAACGUCUCUCUCGGAACUGUCGUCAAACUUUCAAAAGUGCUUUCAGUCUAACAAAAAAAAUAACAAAACCGGAAAACCAAAGAAAACUGAACAAGCUAGUGGCUUAUUGCAGCUGACGCCAUUUGAUUAUGAAGCAGCAAUGAACCAUGUUAAGUUUGGAGAAAAAAAGAAGGAUCCAUCCUCCCAAAAUUGUGAUGGUCGCGCUGAGAAAAAAGACUCGGGUGGGAAGAAGCGUCCAACAAUCGGAGAGGGACAACCAAGUGAUUUGACUAAACAAUUUCAACAAGGUAGAAGGCGUGCAGCAUUUCCUGCUUCUGGGAAUCGCAGUGCAACGUUCCGCUGAGACAAUUGAAAAGCCACAAAUGUUGCACUUAGCAUAACCUUUAUUCUCUAGUAUAGUUGCUUAUAUGAAGGAUGAAAAAAAAUUCCGAAACCAACAAAUCUAUAAGUCACAUCUAUAAGCAAUUUGUUUGUAACUUGUUUGUAAUGUAGCAGUUUAGAAAAUCCAAAUUUGAGGUUCAUUUUUUAUUAUAUUUAACUUUACAAACUAAUUUUGACUCA
Trifolium pratense (red clover) is the source of this 2982-nucleotide messenger RNA. RefSeq names its product protein RRP6-like 2. Gene Ontology annotation, biological process: histone mRNA catabolic process; nuclear polyadenylation-dependent CUT catabolic process; TRAMP-dependent tRNA surveillance pathway. Gene Ontology annotation, molecular function: nucleotide binding; 3'-5'-RNA exonuclease activity; nucleic acid binding. Bases 164 to 2764 code for a protein of 866 amino acids. The transcript is spliced from 15 exons. Lineage: Eukaryota; Viridiplantae; Streptophyta; Magnoliopsida; Fabales; Fabaceae. Gene Ontology annotation, cellular component: nucleolus; nuclear exosome (RNase complex). The record is from RefSeq and is a predicted model, not a curated record.